Torulaspora delbrueckii is the source of this 630-nucleotide messenger RNA. RefSeq lists its product as uncharacterized. The record is from RefSeq and is a predicted model, not a curated record. The transcript has a single exon. NCBI's taxonomy places the organism in Eukaryota, Fungi, Ascomycota, Saccharomycetes, Saccharomycetales, Saccharomycetaceae. The coding region runs from base 1 to 630 and encodes 209 amino acids.
AUGCCUCUUGAUUUAAAAUCCUGCACUACGGGAAUUCCCCCAUGCCAACCAACGUUUGAUUUGACAAAGAAACAGUUUAUGCCACAUAAGAAUGUAGAACGAGUACGUGAGAUGGUGAAGAGUAGACAGCAUGAUAAAGUCUUUGGGAAAAAGAUGGAAAUUAAUAUGGUAAGGGGAAAGCCUGCGAUAACGUAUUCUGAUAAUUCUACAACGGAAGGUGAAGAUGUUCUAGAGAAUAAAACAAUAUUUCAGCCGAUAGGACGAUGGUGGAGGAGAAGUAGAUCUCAGAGCGUGAGAACUGAGAAUGACUCUUUUACUCUGACUUUUGAUAAUGAAGAAUUGAGCCAGAUGGAUGGCGUGAGUAGUCCCUGGCUCGACGGUGCUGUACCGUUCACGUAUCCACAACAGGUGACAACUACAAAUGAUUAUGAACUGAUAGUGAAAAAUGAACAAGAGAUUUAUCAACAAUACUAUAAUCAUCCGAUCGGUCCAGAGUAUCUUACUUUAUCCCAUAGCCCCCAACGCGAUGAAGAGUUGAGUCGAUUCCGACAAAGGCAGAAUCGUCAGUUUCGACCAGAUUCUUGGUUUGAAGGCUGCAUCGGCUGGAAAAUUCCAUAUACUACCUGUUGA